AUGGCCGACGACCGGCGUGACAGCUCCGAGAAAUCGCCCUCGGGGCGGGAAAGCCUCAACUCGAACUCGAACCCGAGCCCGACCCAAACACCAAACCAGCCACAGAAACAGACACAAGACGCCCGGCCGCCACCAAAGAAGCGCAGACGAGUUGUGAUAUCUUGCACGGAAUGCCAUCGUCGGAAGCAGAAGUGCGACCGAGACCUGCCAUGCGCCAACUGCAAGUCGCGCAACAAACAAGAUGCUUGCAAAUACGAGACGGGCGCCCCCACGGCCAAGGAACAUCGCAAGGCCGAGGCUGAAGGCGCAAAGUCAACCCAGGUCCAGAGCCUCUCCAACGCCGCCGCAAACUGGGGCUACUCCCACGCCGGUGCUUCUACGCUCGGGCUGAUGAGGAAGAUUGAGAGUGCAAACGGCGACGGGGCGCUGUCGCAACUCGGCGGCUCAGCGCACAUCGAGGACCAGUUCGCGACGAAGGAGCGGUACAAGUCUCUGAUCAGACAGCUGCCCGCCAAGGGCUACAUCGAGAAACUCAUUGAUGUGUAUUUCCGCGAGUUCAACCAUCAGUACUACGCCCUCGAGGAGGACCUGUUUAAGGAGCAGUUUGCCGAGUGGAACAACAUACCCUUCAAUGUGCUCUCCAACUCUGGGCCGCAGGGUCUCUCGCCUGAUCUGAGGGUGUUUCCCGCUUUGCUCUUCCAGGUUCUGGCGACGGCCUUGCUGAUCCUACCGGAAGGGUCCCACGAGUUCUAUGAGCAUCUUAAGUAUGCGGGCAACAUGACCUUUGAGGAUCUCGCGGCGGACUAUAGCGAGUCCGGCGUCGGCAUUUUGUCCCUGUUGGGCAAACGACAGAUCACUCUCACAACGGUCCAGGCCGAUUUUCUUCGGGCGGCGUUCCUCAAGUACAUGGCUAAAGUCACGGAAUCGUGGCAUGCCAUUGGCAGCGCCAUUCGAGAUGCGCAAGAGAUUGGCAUGCACCGGGAUAGCCUGGAUCCCUCCCCGAACAGUGAUGAUACCGGUGACAUACUCGAGAACAUGUGGCUGAUUCAGCGACGAAGAAAGUUGUACAUGGUUCUCAUGACAUGGUGA
Molecule: messenger RNA, 1089 nt
Organism: Colletotrichum spaethianum
Lineage: Eukaryota; Fungi; Ascomycota; Sordariomycetes; Glomerellales; Glomerellaceae
Product: multidrug resistance regulator 1
Exons: 3
Coding region: 1-1089 (362 amino acids)
Biological process (GO): DNA-templated transcription; regulation of DNA-templated transcription
Cellular component (GO): nucleus
Molecular function (GO): DNA binding; zinc ion binding; DNA-binding transcription factor activity, RNA polymerase II-specific
Source: RefSeq, a predicted model, not a curated record